AUGCUGGCCGCCCGCUGCGCGCUGCUCGCCGCGCUGCUGGCCGCGCCGGCCGCCCCGGGGCGCUGCCCCGCGCGGGAGGCGGAGGGCGACGUGCUGACCAGCAGGCCCGGCGCCAACGUGACCCUGACCUGCCCGGGCUGGCGGCCCGGAGACAACGCCACGGUCCGCUGGCAGCGCGGGCACCGCUGGGCCGGCGCGGGCGGGAGGCUGCUCCUGAGCGCCGUGCAGCCCGGCGCCUCCGGGGAGUAUUCCUGCUCCCGGGCCGGCCGCCCGGCGGGCACCGUGCGCCUGCUGGUGGAGGGUCCCCCCGAGGAGCCCGCACUCUCCUGCUUCCGGAAGAGCCCCGUCAGCAACGUGGUCUGCGAGUGGAGCCCCCGCAGCCCGCCGUCCCCGGGCACCAGGGCCGUGCUGCUGGUGCGGAGGUUCCAGUACGGGCCGGCGGAAGACUCCCAGGAGCCGUGCCAGUAUUCCCCGGAGUCCCAGAGGCUCUCCUGCCAGCUGGCCGUCCCCGAGGGAGACGAUGCUUUCUAUAUCGUGUCCCUGUGCGUGGCCAACAGUGCUGGCGGCAAGGCCAGCAGACCCCGCUCAUUCCAGGGCUACGAGAACCUGCAACCCGACCCACCGGUCAACAUCACGGUCACCGCCGUGGACCGGAACCCGCGCUGGCUCACCGUCACCUGGCAAGACCCGCCCUCCUGGAACUCCUACUUCUACCGGCUGCAGUUUGAGCUCCGCUACCGGGCCGAACGCUCCAAGGAAUUCACCACGUGGAUGGUCCCGGAGCUCCGGCACCGCUGCACCAUCCGCGACGCCUGGAGCGGCAGGAGGCACGUGGUGCAGCUGCGGGCCCGGGAGGAGUUCGGGCACGGCCAGUGGAGCGAGUGGAGCCCCGAGGUCCUGGGCAGCCCCUGGACAGAGCCCACGAGCUUUCCAACCGUGCUCCCGGUGGAGGCGACCUCCUCCGAGCAGGCACCUACUCCCGACCGAGACGACGGCAACAUCUCCUCACACUAUUCCGCCAACACGACCAGCUUCCCAGUGCAAGAGCCUCCAGUGCCGGUGUACACAUUCCUGGUGGCUGGAGGCAGCCUGGCCUUCGGAACCCUCCUCUGCAUCGGCGUGGUCCUGAGGUUCAGGAAGACGUGGAAGCUGCAGACCCUGAAAGAAAGCAAGGCCAGCAUGCACCCGCCGUUCUCCUUGGGGCAGCUGGUCCCCGAGAGGCCGAAGCCCACCCCGGUGCUGGUCCCCCUCAUCUCCCCGCCGGUGUCCCCCAGCAGCCUGGGCUCGGAUAGCACCUCGCAGCACAGCCAGCCCCGGGCCAGCGGCCCACAGAGCCCGUACGACGUCAGCAACAGAGAUUACUUCUUCCCCCAGUAG
Pipistrellus nathusii (Nathusius's pipistrelle) is the source of this 1377-nucleotide messenger RNA. NCBI's taxonomy places the organism in Eukaryota, Metazoa, Chordata, Mammalia, Chiroptera, Vespertilionidae. The record is from the annotation of a GenBank genome assembly.